Messenger RNA from Anastrepha obliqua, 3020 nucleotides. RefSeq names its product tetracycline resistance protein, class C. Bases 931 to 2772 code for a protein of 613 amino acids. Gene Ontology annotation, molecular function: transmembrane transporter activity. Gene Ontology annotation, biological process: transmembrane transport. The record is from RefSeq and is a predicted model, not a curated record. NCBI's taxonomy places the organism in Eukaryota, Metazoa, Arthropoda, Insecta, Diptera, Tephritidae. Gene Ontology annotation, cellular component: membrane. The transcript has 8 exons.
AAAUUUUAGUCGCUGCGCUCAAGUUGCCGCCGCUGGAUCGCUACUUUCCAAACACGCUGCCGAAUGUGAAUAGCAAGAAAAUUAACGAAAUUUUUGUAAAAAAAAAUUCAAAGCUUGCAAAAAUAUAAAAAAAGAGCUCACAAAAAAAAGUUAUUGGAGUUGUAGACCCAAGAGGAGGAAGAUAGAGAGAGAGAGAAGAAAAGAAAAGAAAAGAAAAAGGGAGAAUGUGCUAGAAAAAAUUUUGGACAGUCGCCAAAUAAGCCAAAAGGCAUACAUACAAACAUACGUUUGGUAUGCGAAAUAGUGAAAAAGUGACUGACGAAUGCAUGAAAGUACCAGAAAAACUGGAGGAAUAGUAAUAUCUGCAAUAAAAACUAAAUAAACUGCAAGUUAAAGGUGAGACAACAAGAAAUUGUCUCUAGCGUUGAGUUGAAGCAAUAGAUGCAGCUUAAAAAGCGAUAAAAGAUAAAAAUGGAUUGAAAAAAAACUUAAUUUUUGAAGCGCUUAUCGAUGAAAGUAGAUAAAAUUUAUGUUGCUCAUAAUAAUAAUCGACAAGUGAAAUUGGAAGUGCGAGAAUUGCGCUUAGCCCAGUAUUAGUGCUACAAAUAGGUACGCGCCUGCGUAUGAGUAUUCUCCUGGCUGCUGACGGGACUCGGGAGCGUAUGAGUGUUAUGACUAGAAUCUAAGAGUGUUGAAGUUGAAGCAUUUGGCCGUGAGAUAAGAGAUAUUAAAAUCCAAACAAACAACUGUAGAAACUAAAAUGAAUAACUAGUUGCAGAAAACGAAAAACAAAUUUAGACCUGAAAUGCAAAUUUGAGAAAUAUUUCGGAGAUAUUAACUUGCAAACAUUUUGUUUGAAGUUUUUCGCCGGCCGAGGCGCAAAUUGUGUGAAUUUUCAACAACCGGCUUCUAAAGUAUUCCACCCUUAAAAUGGGUCACAGUGCUACCGACACAACCGCAACAAGCCCGGCAACAACUAUGGCUGUGGCAACUAUAGCGCCUGUUGCGGCGAAAAGCAUCCAUGCAAGUGAAAAUGUGCAAAAUAAGCCAUCGCUAAGUUGGCGCAAAAAACUGCAGAAGGUCAUCAACAAUAUCACCGUUGAGCCAAUACUGGCCGCGUACAUUAUGCCCAGCGUGCUGUCGGGCCUGGCUACACAGAAUCUGAAUUUGGAAAAGGCAUGCCGUGUGAAUAUGGACUAUGGCGAGGUGGUGUGCGAUGCGCUCACCCGAAGAGAUACCGCAAAUUACACGCUCGAAGAGGAGACCGUACAACAGAUGGUCGCACGCAUGGCUGCUUGGAAAACUGUGAUACAGUCGAUGUUCCCCUGUUUGCUGAUUCUCUUUUGGGGCUCGUGGAGCGAUCGUCAUCAUCGGCGAAAACCUUGCAUUCUCAUACCGAUCAUUGGCGAAUUUCUAGGCACUGUAGGACUAAUACUCUGUGUCUAUUUUGAACGCACACCCAUGGAGGUGGCUGCCUUAACGGAAGCUAUAUUCCCGUCGUUGAGUGGUGGCUGGUUUACAAUGCUUAUGGGUGUCUUCAGUUAUAUAGCAGACAUCACCACCGAAGAGGAGCGUACAUUACGUAUUGGCAUAUUAAAUGUAUGCUUUUCGGUGGGCGUGCCCAUCGGCAUGGCGUUUAGCGGCGUGCUUUUGAAGAAAAUUGGUUUCUAUGGCGUCUUCUCAAUAUCGGCGAGUCUUUAUCUGUUCUCUUUCGUCUAUGGCCUAUUCUUUUUGAGUGAACCACGCGCUAAGCCGGAAAAGACGGUACCCAAAUCGGAGCGCAAGAGCUUAUUGGCGGACUUCUUCGACAAGGAUCAUGUGGUGGAGACCUUCCGUGUGGCAUUUAAGAAAGGCGAAAAUCAACGACGUCAGCGUGUCAUAAUGCUGAUGGUCGUCGUAAUGGUUGUGAUUGGACCAAUGCAUGGUGAAAUGGCUGUCACAUAUCUCUUUACGCGCUAUCGCUUCAACUGGAGUGAGGUGGAAUUCAGCGUAUUUUCAACCUACGCAAUGGUCACGGGUUUAGUUGGCGUACUCUUCUGCGUUGGUAUUCUGUCGCACAAGUUGAAGAUCGAUGAUGCGCUUGUCGGUGUCAUCUCGAGCAUGUCAAAAAUCCUCUCAGGCUUUGUAUAUGCCUUUGCGACCGUGCCUUGGCACAUGUAUGUCGGUGCUAUUGUGGAGAUAUUCAACGGUACUGCUUUCAUAGCGAUGCGCUCGAUCGCCACCAAGCUGGUGUGCAAGGACGAGCUGGGCAAAGUGAACUCGCUUUUCGGUGUCGCUGAAGCGCUAAUGCCCAUGGUGUUUGCGCCCAUGUACACGACCCUAUAUGCGGCUACACUAAAAGUUUUGCCUGGCGCCUUCUACCUGUUGGGAGGAGCGCUCACUGCGCCUGCGGUGCUCAUAUUCUUUUGGAUGUACAGCUUCCAGUGCAAACAGCGGCGCAAACAAAUUGCGCAAGCCACUGACCAUGAAGCCGGUAUUGGCGGCGUUACCAAGGCGGAUUGCAACUCCGCUAAGGACGCGAAUGGAAAUAUCAAUGCGAUUGAGGUGAUAGCGUUGGCGAACGAGGCGAAGGGACAACUGAAUGGCAUUGUAACGAAUGUGAUACAUGAAAAUCUGGAGCAAGCCGAACAUGCGGCUGAAUGUGUGCAACGGGAUACAGAGGCGCGUGCGGCCGCUUAUGCGCAAGCGCAUUUGGAAACGAGUGGCAACGACAAUAAGGCAUUUGAGGGUGAUGAAGGUGAGCUACGUCAAAGGCAACAAACAAAAAUGUAAUCCAUCUGUUUUUCUUAUUGCAUCGAAUGUUGUUAUGCAACAUCCAGAAAGUUGAGGGAGCAUAUGCGAUGUGCUUCGGUAGUGCGUGAUGUAUUAUUUUUUAGUAUAUGCAGGUUUGUAAAGUUAUUAUUAUGUAAUUGUAAAAAAAUUUAAUAUAUAUUUUUUAUUAGUUUUAAGUAAUUUAAGCUGAACACUGUGUAUUCUACUAUUGUAAUAAAUGAUAUUAAGAUUUUUUUCUUUAAAAAAGU